AUGUGCUCCUUGGUGUCCCAGGAGCCAGUACUGUUCGACGGAACUAUCAGUGACAACAUCAGAUACGGGCGACUUGACGCCACACAGCAGGAAAUCAAUGAUGCUGCUCGAAAGGUGGGUGCUUGGCAGUUCAUCAGUUCUUUACCGGAAGGAAUGCAGACAAGAGUUGGAGACAGAGGUCUACAAUUAUCAGGUGGUCAAAAGCAACGAGUUGCAAUCGCCAGAGCAGUUAUCAGGAAACCAACUGUCAUGCUUUUUGAUGAGGCUACAUCUGCCCUGGAUAAUCUUCAUGAGGAAGAAGUACAGCACGCUAUCGACCUCGCUUCUGAAGGACUCACUACAAUAACGAUUGCCCAUAGGCUGUCGACGGUAAAGAACUGUGACCGAAUAAUUGUAAUGGACGAAGGACGCAUCGUAGAGGAGGGUCCACCAGAUGAACUUUUAGCGAAGGAUGGCGGACAGUUUCGGCGGCUUUACAAUGACCAACGCAUGGAUUUGUUCGCCCAUGCCCAGCCUAAUUACAAGACAAGUCUCGUUCCAGCUGCUACGCCUCGCUCUGGGACAAUACUACCGACCUUACAUAGUACAGUUUCACCCUUAGCAGAUAUUUUACUUUACUGUACUGUGGUAACUAUCACAGAUCUUAUGAAGAACUUCUGA
This is a messenger RNA of Cooperia oncophora, 660 nucleotides long. Lineage: Eukaryota; Metazoa; Nematoda; Chromadorea; Rhabditida; Trichostrongylidae. The record is from the annotation of a GenBank genome assembly.